This is a messenger RNA of Micromonas commoda, 708 nucleotides long. RefSeq lists its product with no specific name. The coding region runs from base 1 to 708 and encodes 235 amino acids. The transcript has a single exon. The record is from RefSeq and is a predicted model, not a curated record. NCBI's taxonomy places the organism in Eukaryota, Viridiplantae, Chlorophyta, Mamiellophyceae, Mamiellales, Mamiellaceae.
AUGCCCAACGCCGUCCUCGUCGCGCUCGCUUCCGCGUCGUUCACCGCAGCAUCUGGCGCCGCCCUGACGCACAUCCGCGCGCGCAGGAACCCAUCCGCCGCGCGCCUCCACUCCCCGAGGUCACCGAAGAAGUCGACCCAUCACCGCCAUCACCACCGCCAUCAUCACCGCCAUAUCCGCACGCACGCCGCUUCGCCCGAGAUCGAAGCCCUGCGCGUUAAACCCGGGUGGCAUCCCGACGGCUCACCCGAGGAGCGCGUGCAGCAGCUCGGUCUCGAGCUCGACGGGCGGUGCGCCACCAACCCGGCGGGGGUGUUCUACCCAGUCGUGCUCGUGGGAAACCUGGCGUACGUGUCCGGUCAGGUGCCCAGAAACACGGACGGAUCGCUCAUCGUCGGUAAGUGCGGAGACGACAUCGGCGACGACGAGGCGGUCGAGGCUGCGCGAGUCGUGGGUCUCACGAUGCUCGCCACGAUGCGGCAGCAGUUCGGAAGCCUGGACCACAUCGAGCGGGUGGUGAAAGUGAACGGGUUCGUGAACUGCUCGCCGACAUACACGAAACAGCCCGCGGUGGUCAACGGACUGGCAAACUUGUUCAUCGACGUGUUCGGACCCGCGGGCAAAAGCAGCAGGAGCGCGGUGGGAAGUGUCGGGCUGCCCCUGGGCGUACCCGUGGAGUGCGAGGCCAUCGUCGAGCUCAAAUGUUAA